Molecule: messenger RNA, 399 nt
Organism: Ostertagia ostertagi
Lineage: Eukaryota; Metazoa; Nematoda; Chromadorea; Rhabditida; Trichostrongylidae
Source: the annotation of a GenBank genome assembly
AUGCCAUUUAUGAUGGUACUCGACUGGCGUCGACGUGGAACAGCUGAUGGAUUCUCGUCCGUGAACUUUGUGUUGCCCAUGCUGAUGACGUCGUGCUGGCUGAGGCACGGCUACAUGACGAACGAUAAUACGAACAUCACCAUCAAUACAAUCAACAUUGCCUUCUUCAUAUUUUACAUCGCUUGUUUUGCAUAUUAUCAACCGAAGAGGAAAUACCUCUACGGACAACUACUGGCAUGUGCUGCAGUAGUCAAGCUGGUCUUCAUGUACGUCGACACGCAGAGAAGCGAUGUAGCACCCGACGUGAUGGGUUCAAUUGCAGCAGCAACGCAGAUCGCAUCGCUGGCUGGUGGUGUCUAUGAAAUUGUGAGUAUUGGAAUACAACUAUUCUUGUACUAA